CAAAAAAGAAUAACAAUAAAAUGAACUGCAAAAAACGGGCCGUGUUUAAUUGUUUUUUCAUUUUUUGAUUCUGACAGCAAAAACGGUUAUUUGGGUUUUCGUUUUGAAACAGAAAACAGAUAAACGGUAUUUUCCCGGACCGUGUUGACCAAACGUCCAUAUGUGAGGAGUUGGGAGCAACAAUAUAUUGAGCAGAACUAUAAAAAUGCGACAGCGGUUGAUAUAAUGCUGCCAACGUGGGUUGUCUUUGGGUGUGUCGCCUGCUUCGUGGUACCAGUGCUGGGCUGUGAUCCAAAGGAAUACGCGACAAGGGAUGGGCAGUGCUGCCCGGUGUGUUUCGAAGGUACCGUUGUUAGAAGAGACUGCACACAGCAGUUAGGCACAAAGUGUGGCCCCUGUGAGUAUGGGACGUAUAUGAACCAACCCAAUGGCCUGAAUAAGUGUUUCCCCUGCACUUCCUGUAACCCGGGUCAUGGCCUCUUUGUCCAACAGGAGUGCAGAGCAACACACAACACCGUUUGUGAGGUUUUACCUGGGUAUUUCUGCAAAAGCUUUGCAGAUGAUACAGGAUGUAGUUUGGCAGAGAAACAUAAACGCUGUGCAGCUGGUGAGAGGAUUAAAGAACCUGGAACCAGCAGAACUGAUACGGUGUGUGAACACUGUCAGCCAGGAUACUUUUCACAGGAUGGGGUGAACUGCACAGCGUGGACCAUUUGUUCAGAAACUCAAGUAAAGUUAAAAGAAGGAAACGCAACCCGCAACGUUGUCUGUGGAUCUGCUUCAAGAACUCAUUACUCGUAUAUACCUUUAUUAUUAUUAUCAUUAACAUUUUCUGGGAUUGUGAUCACAGGUUAGUGCUUGUUUUGCAUUCCUAAUGUGAGGCGGAUGUUUUCAGAUUGAUCCAGAGAGAAAAACGUGUGUUCAAAUGUAGUUUUAGUUUCCUUUUCCUUCCUGAAUUAGCAUCCAUACUUUUAAUGUUUAUAAGUUUUUGCUUUUAAACCCUAAUUGACGAUUAGUGACAUUGUUUAAAUCACUUCUCAACACUUAAAAAAAAGCUUUUUAGUAAUACUAGCACACUGUUCUGUUUCCAACAUGUCUGUCUCAUUGUUUUUGGUUUUCUCUUACAAUGUAGGUACGAUUGCUGCGAAACCUUCGGUGCAAGCUAAUCAAAAGUUCUAUAAAGUUUGUUGAUACCUCAUUUUAUAUUCAAUAUACUGACCAAUUAACUUUAAAAGGGCGUGAAUCAGAACAUAAAUGGACCAAUGUCAACCACAUUGAGCUUAUGUCCACAUAAGUCAAAUUGACAGUAAGGUCCACAUAAGAGAUAUAAAAUUAAAUAAAUAAAUCUAGUUUUUGAAGCCCUGAUGACUGGGAAAAUAUCACUGACUUUUCCUGGAGCUGCAUCAAUCAAUAUUUGAUUAAAUGUGUGUCAGUGAUGUCACUCGUAGUGAUGGACCCUCAGCUCCUCUUAGUUGUGACUGAUAAACUGACUGUUCACUACCUGCCCAGCACUAAACAGCUGACAGGCACCAGGAGCUGCGGCAGUGAACACAGCGGAACAGCUAAACAGCUAAAGUUGCAGUAAGUUAGCUGCAAAGACCAGUUCACUGUGAAAACAACUUAAAUAGCAUGUUUCUAAAAUGUUCCCACACGCUAUUUAAAGACCUUAUUUUGAACCUUUUGAAUCUUUUCUUUCACAGCUUUUUGAUAAAUAGAAAUGCUUUUUACUCGUUAACAUUUGGCAGCUAUACUAUACCGCAGGGUCUUAAAAAGUAUUAAAAGGUAAUAGAUCAAUUUUGCUAUUAUCUGCUAUUAUUUGCGAUUAUCCACUAUUUAUGAGGUAUUACAUUUUGUAUAUUUUUUUUCAAUGUGAAUUUCCUGUUUUCCCAAAUAGUUUGCAUGCUAAAAGAUUGGGUUAAUGUAUUUAUUUAUAUUGCAUAGCCAAAACUACUAGAUAGGUAGGUACGACAUUGUGAUUCUUCUGUGUAACUAAAGGUUCAGGGAUCUACCGUGCUAGUAUUUCACUCUCAUACGCCCCUAAAAAUAAAUCCGUGCUAAAAUAAUUUACGAGUGAAAGCGACCAUAAUCUUCCAUCACCCCAAAGUUUGAUCUGCUGCAGCAAACUUUCUAAAUGUUAAACUCGUUUAAAGUUGAAGACCAACCACCUGUAGAGUAUUUUUCUUCCACAAAGAUGUAAUGAAUGAAAACAACCUCUGUCAAUAUGUGCUGCUUCUAGCUGCCUCCUCCUGAGAGCAACACGCUCCCCUUGUAUUAUUUUACCUCUGUUUUACUAAAGUUAUUGUUAUAUAUAUAUGUUAUACACAGGCCCUUUAAAAUGUACUGACUUUUACCUCAGGAUUCAUGUGUAUACAGCAUUCAUGCAUCAGUAAGAGUACCAAUAAUGUAAUAUUGUUUAACACUUGUGGUACAAAUAAAGUUCUGUUGCCUUGACUAAUUGAA
Molecule: messenger RNA, 2460 nt
Organism: Micropterus dolomieu (smallmouth bass)
Lineage: Eukaryota; Metazoa; Chordata; Actinopteri; Centrarchiformes; Centrarchidae
Product: tumor necrosis factor receptor superfamily member 14-like
Exons: 6
Coding region: 226-855 (209 amino acids)
Biological process (GO): defense response to Gram-negative bacterium; negative regulation of alpha-beta T cell proliferation; positive regulation of cytokine production involved in immune response
Cellular component (GO): membrane; external side of plasma membrane
Molecular function (GO): protein binding; transmembrane signaling receptor activity
Source: RefSeq, a predicted model, not a curated record